Closterium sp. Yama58-4 is the source of this 885-nucleotide messenger RNA. The record is from the annotation of a GenBank genome assembly. NCBI's taxonomy places the organism in Eukaryota, Viridiplantae, Streptophyta, Zygnematophyceae, Desmidiales, Closteriaceae.
AUGCAGAACCAGCUUAUUCUGCAAUUUGAAUACCACCUGCAGUCAACCCGCCUUCCUCAGCUUGUGCUGCCCACCGCCAGCAUAAUGGCUGCUCUCUCCUCCGUAACUGCGGCAUCCGCCGCUUCCGCGUUCGUCGGCUCGAGCGCGGAGCUCGCGGCGAAGGUCCGCAACGUGGAGUGUCGCGUCACGAUGCGCAAGACCGUCAGCAAGGUCGCUGACAACCUGAGCCAGUGGUACGGCCCGGAUCGCAGCCUCUUCCUCGGCCCGUUCAGCUCGCCGCCCGCGUACCUGAAGGGCGAGUUCCCCGGCGAUUACGGGUGGGACACUGCGGGACUAUCAGCGGAUCCCGAGACGUUCGCCAAGAACCGCGAGCUGGAGGUGAUUCACUCGCGCUGGGCCAUGCUCGGCGCGCUUGGCAUCGUCUUCCCCGAGCUGCUGGCGCGCAACGGCGUGCCGCUGCAAGAGGCGGUGUGGUUCAAGGCGGGCGCGCAGAUCUUCUCCGAGGGCGGGCUCGACUACCUGGGCAACCCCGCGCUCAUCCACGCGCAGAGCAUCCUCGCCACGCUCGCCGUCCAGGUGGUGCUGCUGGGCGCGGUGGAGAGCUACCGCGUGGGCGGUUUGGAGGGGUUCCAGGAGGUUGAAGACCCAAUCUACCCGGGCGGCGCGUUCGACCCGCUGGGGCUGGCGGACGAUCCCGACGCGGCGGCGGAGCUGAAGGUGAAGGAGCUGAAGAACGGGCGCCUGGCGCAGGUGUCGGCGCUGGGCUUCUUCGUGCAGGCCAUCGUGACGGGCAAGGGGCCCCUCGAGAACCUCGCGGACCACCUCGCCGACCCCACCGCCAACAACGCGUGGGCCUACGCGCAGAACUUCGUCCCUGGCGCGUAG